Molecule: messenger RNA, 249 nt
Organism: Canariomyces notabilis
Lineage: Eukaryota; Fungi; Ascomycota; Sordariomycetes; Sordariales; Chaetomiaceae
Exons: 1
Source: RefSeq, a predicted model, not a curated record
ACUAGCGUGUUGGCGUCUUCUUUUCCCAGGCCGAUGCCUGCAAAGCUGUGUAAAGUCAUGCCACCGAUGUUGCAGGCGGCCAGGCCCGUCGAGGCGGUGACGGCCACCCGCUCCGGGUCUCUGGCAUACUUCUUCUUGAGAUCUUGGAUAAUUGCUCGCAUCAACACGGACUUGCCCGUACCAGCGGGACCAGUGAAGAAGACACUCUGCCCCUUCUCGACGACGAGACUCUUGACGUGUCGCUGCUCG